CCCCCUCACCUCAGUACCUUUUCGAUCAGUACUAGUAUCCACUCGUCUCAGUCCUAAUUUUACCUUAUCGCCACUGCAGCGAUGUGCGCUAUGUCAACUAUGAAAAAGUCCUCGACCAAGGCCGCCGACCCUGUUGCUAAAUCUGCCCAGAAGACGACAGCUGCGAAGUCGCAUCAUACGACUCAUCCCCCCUGGAUUGAUAUGAUUACCGUGGGUCAUAAUUCUAAUUACUACACAGAUUCCAUCCUGGGUGAUGUGCGCUCAUUUGACAUGUGUGAAAAUAACCCCUGUCCACAGGAGUGCAUCACCACGACACCCGAUGGGACCCGUCAUGGCGUGUCACGUCCAGCGAUUAAGAAAUACCAUCUUGCAAUGAACCCUACGGUUUCUAGCCAGCUUAACCGAGCAAUCCAUCAGGGCUCCGAUAAAGGGAAUUUUAUCCUGCCAAAGGGUCCUUCCGGGAAAGUCAAACUUGCACCUCGGAGGCACAACGAGGCAGCUAAAGAGAACGCAAAGCCAGCCUCGAAGCGCUCUACUGUUGCGAAAGAAGUUCACGUCACUCCAAUCAAGGGGGCUACUAAGACCGCGGCGAAGAAGACUUCUCGUGCGGCGAAGAAGCCGGCGGCUGCCACCGUGCCCGCCGCACCGCCGAAGUCGGGAACUGCUGAAAAGAAAUAUCAUUCCGUUGCAAAGAAGGCAAGAACGACUGGUUCCUCCACUCGCAGGACGGCUGGAAGAAAGGCCGCGACAGCACAAGGCACAGCUAAGAAGACUGUCACAGGACGAACGAUUGCUUCAAAGACCAGGCGGGGAAGCAACUUCUGCGAAGAGGACUACGAGGGCUGCAGCUUCGCAGCAGAGGGCCAAGAAGACUUCUCGCAAAUAAAGGAUGUUAUUCAUGAUUUCACGCACUUUCUGGCGAAUCAUGGCUAACGUCUUGAUAUCUCCUCACAAACACGGAUAUUCCUCGCUGCUUUUCGUCUCCUGUUCCAGUCUGUUUUUUGUCCACCUUGCUGCUUUUACGUCUUGGCUGUAUCUCCGUGAUGCCCCACUCAUGCUUUCCU
Molecule: messenger RNA, 1064 nt
Organism: Suillus paluster
Lineage: Eukaryota; Fungi; Basidiomycota; Agaricomycetes; Boletales; Suillaceae
Exons: 6
Coding region: 82-933 (283 amino acids)
Biological process (GO): nucleosome assembly
Cellular component (GO): nucleosome
Molecular function (GO): DNA binding
Source: RefSeq, a predicted model, not a curated record